This is a messenger RNA of Cadophora gregata, 330 nucleotides long. RefSeq lists its product as uncharacterized. The record is from RefSeq and is a predicted model, not a curated record. The transcript is spliced from 2 exons. NCBI's taxonomy places the organism in Eukaryota, Fungi, Ascomycota, Leotiomycetes, Helotiales, Ploettnerulaceae. Bases 1 to 330 code for a protein of 109 amino acids.
AUGAGACUCAUUACAAUUGUCGCUGCCACCGGUGCGAUCUUUGGCGUCAAUAUCAACGGGCUUGCUUGUAAAGAUGGCGUAAAGUACUGUAGCUACAGCCUCAAAAGCGGAGGUCAUUACUGGACGGAAGACGAGAUCUGGUCUCAGCUGCAAUGGGAGGGGCUUCCAGAAUGGUACACUAAGAACCACAUUGAACAUACAUUGUUCAAGUGCGAGGAUCACUGGUAUUGGUCGAAGGCUCACCUGUAUUAUGUGGAUUGGUGUGCGAAUCGCUGUCAGGAUGGUGGGAGUGGGAAUGAUGAUUCUUGCAGACCGCCUUCAAGCAAUUGA